UAUACGCAUGCUCCUGUAGCUCGCUGUACAGUGCGUGGUUCUGUGCUUUUCCUCCCACACCAUAGAGAGGAAGAGCUGGAGUGGCUUGGCAGUUUAUCAGCGGACGGUACCAUAGAGAAGUCGUUACGUAGGAGCCAAGUCUAGAGAAACGUCUGUGCGGCCUGGUGCCCGGCAGUUCAGGACAGAGCACGGGAGGUGUGAAACCCUCCCUCUGUCCAGGACAAGCCUUUCCUGCUUUUGUCUUUACAAAUAACCCCGAAAUUGCCAGAUAUUCCACCAAAAUGCCAGCUGCCGUGGUCGACAACAGUCAAGUGAUCUGUGAGGUGUGGGCCGUUAACCUGGAGGAGGAAAUGCGUAAGAUAAGAGAGCUUGUCCGCACCUAUGGAUACAUUGCAAUGGACACAGAGUUUCCUGGUGUAGUUGUGAGGCCGAUCGGGGAGUUUCGAAGCACUAUAGAUUAUCAGUACCAGCUCCUGCGCUGCAAUGUAGAUUUACUAAAGAUUAUACAGCUAGGUCUCACAUUCAUGAAUGAGAAAGGGGAGUACCCACCUGGAACCAACACGUGGCAGUUUAACUUCAAAUUUAACCUCACGGAAGAUAUGUAUUCUCAGGACUCCAUUGAUCUGCUGGCUAAUUCCGGCCUUCAGUUCCAGAAGCAUGAAGAUGAAGGUAUCGACACUCUGACGUUUGCAGAGUUACUCAUGACCUCUGGAGUGGUUCUGUGUGAUAAUGUGAAGUGGCUGUCAUUCCACAGCGGCUAUGACUUUGGAUACAUGGUGAAGCUUCUAACAGACUCUCGGCUUCCAGAGGAGGAACAUGAAUUUUUCCAUAUAUUAAAUCUUUUCUUCCCAUCCAUUUAUGAUGUCAAAUAUUUAAUGAAGAGCUGCAAAAAUCUUAAGGGUGGUCUGCAAGAGGUGGCCGAUCAGCUAGAUCUGCAGAGGAUUGGUCGACAGCAUCAAGCAGGGUCUGACUCUCUUCUAACCGGCAUGGCAUUCUUCCGUAUGAAAGAACUAUUUUUUGAGGACCAUAUUGAUGAUGCCAAGUACUGUGGACGCCUGUAUGGGCUGGGGACAGGAGUAGCCCCCAAGUCGAACGAGGAGGCAGAGGAGAAAAUAAGCAUCAUGUCUCUCAUAAACAAUGGACAGCAAUGAGAUGCCUAGCACUUGGCUUCCUAUCUCCUGAGAAUGAGCUACAUCAUCUUCCUAUAUUCUCCAUGUCUUGCAGAGAUCCUCUUGGCUCAUAGCUUCCACAUGGCAAUGUUCAGAGCCAGCUGUACAGUAAACGGCUGUAGAGAUGCCUAUGUAUACAAUUAUUGUGCCAGAUAUGUCACAUUUUCAUUCUUUUAAAACUUUUAUUCAAGACGUCAACAUCUUACAAAAAAAAUAAAAAAUGCUAAUGUAGUAAUCCUCAAAAAUGACCACUUCUCCACACGUGACCAAAUUUGUGGGCUGUGGCUUAUAUGGACACCUUAACCCUUGCAGACACUUUCUUUGCUUUUAGUGUGGGUUGUUUAACUGCAGCAUUGUGAGAAUCUCUUUGACCAGUGUUUGUCCUCAUUGCUUCCAUUUCUGCAAAGCCUAAGCACCUUUAAAGAGGAUCCCCUCUGUCUCUUCUGUCCUGGCGGGGGAAUGUAGCCAUUGACUCUUCAUUGGUUAUGCAUUCCUGCUUCAGCUUAGUUGUGGUAUUGUGGCAUCUGUCAAUUGCUAUGAUAUUCACUAUUCAGGUAUGUUUAUAGCUGCAUUGGACAUUCCAGUGAAUAUCCAACUGCAUUUUUUUUUGCCUGCACGCCCCAAAAAAGACUGCAGAAGAACCCAAUUAAUAUUCUCUUAACGUAACAAAUAUGGCCUUCACCAGAAAAUCUAAGAGCAGGGGCGGCCUUUAGAAGGUAAAUCUAAUAUUCUAAAUGUGAUGCUGUUCUCUUGGUCCAGUUGACAAUCUUCAGACUGUGCUCACAUAAUUAGAUUAUCGAUAAAAUUGGAUAUUUUCCUAAAAUACUCGACCUCAAACUUCAAUUUCUGUGCAUUAAUGGAGACGUAAGCAAAGGUAUGGGUCUUACUAACUUGGAUAUUAGCAUGCAAAUUUGAUUUGAGACACAUUACAGUGAAACACCAACUUCACAACCAUUUUUUAUUGCUUCAGUGCAUUUAAAAUAGAAAAAAAAAAAAAAGUCUUAUGCCUCAUUCACACAUCGGUGUUCGGUCAGUGAUUUCUAUCAGUGAUUUUGAGCCGAGAACAGGU
Bufo bufo (common toad) is the source of this 2238-nucleotide messenger RNA. RefSeq names its product CCR4-NOT transcription complex subunit 8 (gene CNOT8). NCBI's taxonomy places the organism in Eukaryota, Metazoa, Chordata, Amphibia, Anura, Bufonidae. Gene Ontology annotation, cellular component: CCR4-NOT complex; P-body; CCR4-NOT core complex. Gene Ontology annotation, molecular function: nucleic acid binding; poly(A)-specific ribonuclease activity. The coding region runs from base 282 to 1151 and encodes 289 amino acids. The transcript has 7 exons. The record is from RefSeq and is a predicted model, not a curated record.